UGGGACCAAACACUCAUGAAAAUGUUCAAACUUUAGGAAAAGGAGCAGCUCCAAGUUUUGUUUAUGGCCCUGCAUAUAAGCGAUUUCAGGCUUAGCAAAGAGAUUUUGAUAUAAGAGUUGAGAUAGAAGUUGAAAAAGCUACAUCCGCUAUGAGAAUUGUGAUGGAAAAAAAAUUGGCUGAAGCAAAAGAAGAAAUAGAGAAGAGGGAGAAAAAGUUAUUUGAAGAAAAAGAAGAAAUAAAAGUGAUGGGGCAAAAAUGUUAGAAGCAACAAAGGAUAUGGAUGCAAAAAUAGAUGAUAAAGUAAAGCUGGGUAUAAAGGCAUAUCUAGAAUCUUUGGGUAUUAUUAUUGGCUCAAAUAGGAAAUUAUGUGGUGAUAAGCAGGUUUCUGAUAACUCAAUGGACGAUCACCAACAAUCACUAUCACCUGUUUCACUUGUUCACACAAACAUGAUUAACAUAAUCAAGAAGACUGGAGUUAGUGAAGUUGGCACAAAGAAAAAGAAGCGGAACCUCCAUCGGGUGGAGUUAUAUUUUCUCCCUUCCUCUCACAUCCCCCCACAACCAAGAAAAUAUCAUCAACUGCAUUAUGAUAUUACUACAACAUUUCAAUUGUUCGGUUUGGGCGGUUUUUUUUACUUUCUUGGAUUUUUUGAUUUAUGUUGUAUGUUUCUUUUUCUCUUCAGUUGCUAGUAUUA
Nicotiana tabacum (common tobacco) is the source of this 696-nucleotide messenger RNA. Lineage: Eukaryota; Viridiplantae; Streptophyta; Magnoliopsida; Solanales; Solanaceae. The record is from RefSeq and is a predicted model, not a curated record.